Aureobasidium vineae is the source of this 438-nucleotide messenger RNA. The record is from the annotation of a GenBank genome assembly. Lineage: Eukaryota; Fungi; Ascomycota; Dothideomycetes; Dothideales; Saccotheciaceae.
AUGGAGUACGUUGAGGGCAGGGGUAUGGACGAAUUAGAGAACGAGGAAAAAUUGGUCGUCNAAGAAGAGCUCGAAAUCUAUCUGCAGCAGAUUCAUGGACUCUGCUCAGGAAUUAUUGGAGGACCUUCGGGAAUCGUUGUUCCUCUCUACCGUGUCCAGCAGAAAACUGAUGUCGACAUCUGGAAUGUCAAGCCAACGGACAUCGAUGAGUACGUCUUUUGUCACAACGACCUUUCACAACAGAACGUCAUCGUUUGUCCCGAUUCUCCAAAGAUCCGUGCCAUCGUUGAUUGGGAUUAUGCCGGAUACUGGCCCGAGAAAUUCGACAAACCCUUCUACAAAAGGCUUGGACCAUCUGUCGCACUCGAGAAUAAGGAAGACGAUGCCGAAGAAAUUCUUCAUUUCUUGGAGAACAUCUCGGCGAGUGAGACUCUCUAG